UGUAGUUGAUAUGGGUGAGAGAGGCGUGGUGCCAUGCAGCGCUGUUUUGGGGGAUGUAGGAGGAGUGGAAGGUGUUGUGUGGACUGGGGCGAUAUGGCUGCCAUGCCCUUUCCCCCUGAACAGCGAGCACGCACGGGAUAUUCAGACACGGAGAUGACGGGAAUAUAAACAGUAUAAAAGUUUAAAACUGCGGCAGUGCAGUCCUUUCAUGGCCGGCCCAUGCUGCAAGAGUACCUUGCCCUUCUCGGUGUUCAAACGGACUCUCUCUGCGCCACCACGGGGCCCCGUUACAACUUCGCGGCCUCUGCUGUCGUGGGGCAGGCGAAGUGAGAGGGGUACCCAGGAAGGCUGGUGGGCGGCCCGUCCCCCUGCCCUGAAGACGGGGCUGUCUUACCGACGCCCGGUGUUUCUGUGUUUCUCAUGCCAGGAGUCGAUGAGCGAGAGCCUGCGAACCUGCUACCUCUACCUCAAUCAGACCAGCCGUAGCUUUGCAGCCGUGAUCCAGGCUCUCGACGGAGAGUUACGACACGCAGUGUGUAUCUUUUAUCUGGUGCUUCGUGCUCUGGACACAGUGGAAGAUGAUAUGACUAUUCCACUGGACAAGAAGGUCCCACUGCUGCACAACUUCAACACCUUUCUGUACCAGGAAGACUGGCGCUUCACCGAGAGCCAGGAGAAGGACCGGCAGGUGUUGGAGGAUUUCCCAACGAUCUCAUUAGAAUUCCGUAACCUGGGCCAGGAAUACCGGGAUGUGAUUUUUGACAUCUGCCACUGCAUGGGAGUUGGCAUGGCAGAGUUCCUGGAGAAGAAGGUGGGCUCCAUGAAAGAAUGGGACAAGUAUUGUCACUAUGUGGCUGGUUUGGUUGGCAUCGGGCUGUCGCGCCUCUUCUCUGCCUCCCAGCUGGAGGAUCCUGAGGUGGGCAGAGCCACAGACCUCGCCAACUCCAUGGGCCUUUUCCUGCAGAAGACCAACAUCAUCCGCGACUACCUGGAGGACCAGAAGGAGGGCCGGGCAUUCUGGCCAAAAGAGGCAUGGAGUCAGUUUGCUGCCAGGCUGGAGGACUUUGCACAGCCGCAACACCUGGACUCAGCCCUGAGCUGUCUCAACCUCCUGGUGACAGACGCUCUCCGUCACGUGCCAGACGUCAUCAGCUACCUCUCCCGCCUCCGGAACCAGAGUGUCUUUAACUUCUGCGCAAUCCCCCAGGUGAUGGCAAUAGCCACUCUGUCAGCCUGCUACAACAACCCACAGGUUUUCCAGGGUGUGGUGAAAAUCCGCAAGGGACAGGCAGUGACCCUCAUGAUGCAGGCCACCAGCAUGGGAGCGGUGCGGGUCAUUAUCUCUCAGUACAUUCAGGAGAUUCGACAGAAGGUGUCACCCACAGACCCUACACAGGACAGAACGUUACAAAUCCUGGAUUCCAUCCGCGAUAAGAAUCUGUCCCAGGACCCUCUGCCCUCCCGUGUCUCCAGUCUCUCUCCAGUCUAUCUUUCUGCUGCCAUGUUGCUAGCUGCUCUGAGCUGGCAGUACCUGAGUGCCACCACAGGGCAGAACAGCACGGGCAACAUGCAAGGACACUGAGGGAGCCUGGGAAACUGACUGGCAGGCUUGGGGAGCCUUCUUUUUCUUAGGGAAGCAUCCCACCUUUAUAUUCACACACUUGUGACUAAAAAAUAGAUGUAAGGGAUCUUAACGGUGGUUGUCAGCAGGGUAGCACUUUAUUAUUACUACAGUAGUGCUUUUGACUUUAAUUUCUCUUACUCAAUAUGCAGUGGCUGAAAUCAAUACCUUGUCAGUGUGGGUAACACAUUGUAAGCUUCCACAAUCCUCUGCUUACAGGGCAGUUCUUGAGAGGACGUUGUGGUGAUCAGACGAGAACAAGGGAAGGUGGCAGGCCAUUUGAAAUUCAUCUAGCGAUUAAACCGAUUGCAAUUUUAAUGGAAAAUACGGUAUAGCAAGAUUUGUUUUAACACAAAAGUCACACUCUAGUCUGAAAUAUAGUUGCCGUGAAGAGUAAAGGUAAAGUAAGGUAAACGACAAGGUAAGCAUUUUCAUUUCCCCCUUGAUAGAUUCUAAAAGUUAUUUAACAUCCAUUAUAAAAUUAUACUGUGCUAUACCUUGGAAAAACAUAAAAUGUAUUGAAGCACAUUGAAAUCAAGCUAAAGAAUGAUAGAACACACCAUGGUUUGGGGAAGCUAAAUGGAAGUCAAGGCAAGCGCUGUAAAGGCAUUGCAUUAGCAUUGUAAAACAAUGGGAAAACUGAAAAUUUAGUUUAUGCGAGUAAACUUGCAUAAGGGACAGAAAUCAAGCACAAAUCCAACAUUAGGUGUUGCAGUCUUUUUUCAGAUUUUGUUUUUCUCUAGCAUCAGUGUUGAGGUCUUUGUUUUAAAUAAUAAAGAUCACACAUGAUAGGAAGCCAUUUACUGUAGCCCAUCUAGACAAAUUAUUAGUUUCUAAUUGAUCUAAGUAUUUUACCCAACCGUUUCCAAAAAAGCUAGGGUGUUGUCUUUGAUAGCAUGGCUGGGUAAUGUGUUCCAUACUCCUAUAAUCCAUCCUUUUCUGGAAAGUGCAUCCUGUUCUUGCUUUAAAAUGCAUUUCCACAUUUUAUGGAAGUAAAAAGAAUACGUGUCCUGUACAAUAGUUUACCUUCUGUAAGAAAGAUGUUUGUCUGUUCAAGUUAUAUUUUAUAGUGUUGCUGUAAAUGUCCCUCAUUAUUAGGACAGAAUCAAUAAUUAACCAUAAGUUGAUGUGUUAGUUACUACUGUAUAUCAACUCCAGUGAGCAGUUUAAUUGGAGUUGAUGUUCUGAGGUUUUAACCUGAAAUGCUGGUUCAGGUGAUACUACACACUGACGUGUGAAAUAAAAAUAAAAAAACGAGUUAAAAGUUGAUUUAAGAACAAAAUACACAGUAGGUCAAUUAAGAUCCUGCCUUAACUUAAUUCAGUGUAGAGAUUUAAUUGACCCCUAAUGUAAGUGCUUUUGUUCAGAUAAGCCCAUGGUGUUUUUAUGGACUGUGCCAGAGUGUUUGAUUAUACCAACUUUCAGUUACAUUAACACGAUUUUAUUUAUUUUAAAUCCUAUUAAAAGCAUACAGCGUCCUAAAAGAGAAGACAGUGUUUUGGGCUGCUAAAUUCAUUCAUUGCUUGUGUAAGUGAACAACUCACUGUAACAUAUUAAUUUAGUCCUAAUUGCAACCUCUAAGUAGUCAUAUCUGGCACUUUGAGAGACAUUUAACCUUCAGAUAAGAUACAUGCGAUGUUUAAGAUAUUUGUUGAUAUUAUAGUCUUACUAAGCUAGCUCUCAUUGGCCUAUUGACUUGCUGAUAAUGCAAUGCAUGUGUGCCAGUCAGACAAGUUAAAACAUGUUUGAAAAUAAUUUUACCUUUAUUGUUCAUUUUUAAUUUGGUGAUUUCGCUAAACCAACUUAUGUUAGAAGGGUUAAUUACAACAACAAACUUGUAAAAAAACACUUCUGCAUGAUGGAACCUGCAGGAGAGUUAUGGACAGCCGUGCAUUCUUUUGAAGUAUUUGCUGUAUACCAUAUUGCAGCAUUAUUUUGCUGUUAACUAUUCUUAACACAGAGCUUUGUUCUGUAGAAGCUGGCAUGAUUGUAUUUUGAAAUAAAUAAGGUGGCGUUAUACCAUUGCUAUGUAAUGUGUCAUCUUGAUUUGUACAUAAUUGAUUAAGUAAUAAAUGUUAAAAUAGAAA
Lepisosteus oculatus (spotted gar) is the source of this 3708-nucleotide messenger RNA. It is a transcript of the gene fdft1, whose product is annotated as farnesyl-diphosphate farnesyltransferase 1. Gene Ontology annotation, molecular function: squalene synthase [NAD(P)H] activity. Gene Ontology annotation, cellular component: endoplasmic reticulum membrane. Gene Ontology annotation, biological process: farnesyl diphosphate metabolic process; cholesterol biosynthetic process. Lineage: Eukaryota; Metazoa; Chordata; Actinopteri; Semionotiformes; Lepisosteidae. The record is from RefSeq and is a predicted model, not a curated record.